UCAUGCUCACUAACCUUUCGUUCGUACGAGGAAUGUUCCCCCAACUCCUCAUCUCAACUAAAACUCCCUACUCGCCAUCUACUCAACCACCUCUCUACUCUAGAGUGUUGAUCCUUUAUCUCCGCACGUGUCUAUGGCUUUUCACCCCGGCGAGUACCGCAUUGCAAGUGCAAUAUCGUCAUUAAAGACCCAAAAGGCAAACCAAUGGCAUUAUCUCAAUCUUCCUUUUGGUCUUUUCUAUUCAUAUUAUAAGUUAUUCGAGAUGACUUCUUGCUAUGCUAUUUGCUCCCAGUCUUCUCUCAAGUCUCUGACAAAACCUAAACACCACUCCAAGAGUCAAGACAGCACACUUCAAGAAUCUUCUUCGUUUUUUUCUUUCCUCUUUCUCUUUACAGAUAAACUGAGAAACCCCAGCUCACGCCUCGAUUCCCAGAUGGAUUUUGUGAAUGUUCUCAAGUUCUCAGCUGCAUGCUUUGAUCUUCUUGCCUGGCCUCUCUUUGCACUGGGCUAUCCUCUAUGUGCUUCAAUUCGGGUAAUUGAGACUAAGUCAAUCUCAGACGUCCGGAAGUUGGUGACAUAUUGGGUUCUAUUUUCCUUGAUUUCACUCUUUGAUCAUGCUUUUUCCGAGCUCCUUGAAUGGAUACCAUUCUGGCCUUACAUAAAGCUGAUGAUUAUCUGCUGGCUGGUGAUACCACAUUUUGAUGGUUCACAUUAUGUCUAUCAAAACCUAGUUUGUCCAUGCUUGUCCAUGGACACACAAGUUGUCAUGAAUUGGCGCUUCAAUGAAUCAAAAAAGUUGUUUCAUAGCAGAGAAAACUUUCUUGUUGUAGCAGACCGAUAUAUUAAAGAGAAUGGAGCUGAAGCUUUGGCGAAACUAAUUGCUAGUAAGUUGAAGAGCACAAAGCCUAAUGUUGAAGUGAAAGAGAUCGAAGCACAUGCAGCACCGGAGAAAAAAGGGGAACAGUGGAAGUGUGAAGAGCCUAAUGUUUCUCAAAAGGAGAUCCAAGUAGUCGAAGUAACAGAGAUAAAAAGUGGGGAGGAUGGAAGAAAUAGGUGUAAAGGGCCUAAUGCUGCUAAGAAGGAGAUCAAAGUGACAGAAGUAACACAGAGAACAUUUGGUGGUACAGCACAUUGGGUUAAACAAACAGAGCUAAAUCUUGGUGAAACUAAAAGUAAUACAACCUGUAUUGCGGGGAUAAAAGAAAGGGCAACAGCACUGAUGACUGCCGAAAUUGAGGCAUGUAGAGACGAUAGAACCCCAGAGAUAUCUCUUCAUAAGAAAGUCCAGAAAGAGUGGGCUUGUGCUGUAUGCCUGCUCACAACCCAAAGUGAGGCUACCUUGAAUUCCCAUCUUCAAGGGAAGAGACAUCAGGCCACUUCUGAGCAGCUGAAAGCCAAAAACCAGGCAACCAAAGACAAUGGUUCCCCAUCUGCUUCAAUGGCCAAGAUAUCUGAUCAGUCCACCAAAGAGGAGCAACCGAAGUGUACUUCCAACAAUCUGAAUUCUAAAAACAAUGGAAUCUCAGCUGCUUCAACAGUGAAGAAACCAGAUGAGACCAAAGAUGAUAAGCGACAAAAGUGUGCAUCUAGCAAUGGACCGAACCAGAAGAAUAAAAAAGUGUGGGCUUGUGCUCUAUGCCAGGUCACAACCCAAAGUGAGGCUACCUUGAAUUCCCAUCUUCAAGGAAAGAGACAUCAGGCCACUUCUGAGCAGCUGAAAGCCAAAAACCAGGCAAUCAAAACCAAUGGCUCCCCAUCUGCUUCAAUGGCCAAGAAAUCUGAUGGGUCCACCAAAGAGGAGCAACUGAAGUGUACUUCCAACAAUCUGAAUUCCAAAAACAAUGGCAUCUCAGCUGCUUCAACAGUGAAGAAACCUGAUAAGACCAAAGAGGAUAAGCAACAAAAGUGUGCAUCUAGCAAUGGACCGAACCAGAAGAAUAACAAAAAUUGGGCUUGUGCUCUAUGCCAGGUCACAACCCAAAGUGAGGCUACCUUGAAUUCCCAUCUUCAAGGGAAGAGACAUCAGGCCACUUCUGAGCAGCCGAAAGGCAAAAACAAGGCAACCAAAGCCAGUGGUUCCCCAUCUGCUUCAAUGGCCAAGAAAUCUGAUCAGUCCACCAAAGAGGAGCAACUGAAGUGUACUUCCAACAAUCUAAAUUCCAAAAACAAUGGAAUCUCAGCUGCUUCAAAAGUGAAGAAACCAGAUGAUACCAAAGAUGAUGAGCGACAAAAGUGUGCAUCUAGCAAUGGACGGAACCAGAAGAAUAACAAAAAGCAAGAGAAGGCUCUAGUUCCUGAGACCAAUGAGCAAGGCCAUCAGAAGAACUUAAAGCAAACUGGCGAUGGAAUGAAAGAGUUGGGAUCAUGGUGCAAUAUCUGUAAUGUAAGCUGCACAAGUGAGCUUGACAUGGCCUCUCAUCUGAAUGGAAGGAGGCAUUUUGAUAGUAUAAAACAGCUAUCUGAAUUAUGGUGCAGUAACUGCAAUGUAAAGUGCAACAGUGAGGUUGACAUGGCCUCUCACCAAAAUGGGAGAAGGCACUUGGAGCAGCUCAAGGAACGGUUGGGAUUAUGGUGCAGCAUCUGUAGUGUGAGUUGCAACAGCAAGGUGGACAUGGAUUCUCACCUAAAUGGGAGGAGGCACUUGGACCAGAUCGAGGAACAGUUAAGAUUCUGGUGCGGGGCAUGUAAUUUAAUGUGCAAUAGUGAGCUCAAAAUGGCCUCUCAUCUGAAUCGGAGGAGUCACUUAAAGACAUGAGGAAUAUCUGAUUGCAUGUUUCUUCAGACAAAUGUUUUUGGUUAGAAGCAUACAGGCCAGUGGGGGCUGGUGGUCACGGAUGCCUCUGUUUUUGUUGCAUGAAAUAAAAACAGAAUUUCCAUGUUCAGUAUAGGAUUCUUAGUAAGAGGGAUGUCUAGUUCAUCUAUUGAGGAUCGGUUCAAAAUUCUACCCCUUGAAAAUUAGUCUGCAGAUAUUGGAUCAGAUCAAAUAUAUGGAUAGGAAUCCUUGUGGAUCUUUCUACUCCAUUUUCCCAAA
This is a messenger RNA of Vitis vinifera (wine grape), 3031 nucleotides long. RefSeq lists its product as uncharacterized. The record is from RefSeq and is a predicted model, not a curated record. Lineage: Eukaryota; Viridiplantae; Streptophyta; Magnoliopsida; Vitales; Vitaceae. Gene Ontology annotation, molecular function: nucleic acid binding; zinc ion binding. The transcript is spliced from 8 exons. The coding region runs from base 134 to 2755 and encodes 873 amino acids.